Molecule: messenger RNA, 4449 nt
Organism: Cuculus canorus (common cuckoo)
Lineage: Eukaryota; Metazoa; Chordata; Aves; Cuculiformes; Cuculidae
Gene: TTF1
Product: transcription termination factor 1
Exons: 11
Coding region: 492-2642 (716 amino acids)
Source: RefSeq, a predicted model, not a curated record
AAAACUCAUGGUCUUGUGUUUCAAAGCUGAUAGGAUGUUGUUUUGUAACUGUUUUUUAGGUGCUGGCCAUAGAAAAUGUGUUAAGAAACACUUCCUGCUGUUUGUAACAGCGGUUUUCAGGAUUGUUUUGUUCCGAUUACAGAAUCCAUCAGAGCUGGCAGGUCCUGGCCAGCCUUGGACCUGCUUGAACAUGGGCAAAGCCAGCCAGAAGCUCCUAAUUGGAGAACCUGGUCUUUAGUCCUGAUUAGCUUGAUGUAUCUUUAUUACUUUUAGCUUGUUGCCGUUGCAGUACUGAAAGUGGAGCUGAAUAUAGCAGCCUGUCGUAACUUAAUUAUUCAAAAUCAACUUAAAGCUGGCAGUUAUUGAAGCGUGUCGUUGUUACAGGAAGGCAGUUUUGAAUACAGCUGUGAUGCACAUCUGUUUGAUGAAGAAAGCGUCUCUUUUUUGCCACCACUUUGCAAAAUUAGCUGGAUUGAAAAGUAAGAAAAAAUAUGACAGAAAAAGCAAGUGCAGAUGAUUUUCAAGUUCAGGAUUUUGUCAAGAAGAAGAAGAAGAAGAGAAAACACAAAGGAUACCAUAAGAAACAUGAAGAUUAUGAAAGAGAAAGUGUACAAAAUGCAGAGGUUAGCCAGGCUUCUCCAGUGAUAUUUGAAGAUCAAGCAGCACAGAAUGGUGGAAGCCGUAAAAAGAAGAAAACAAAGAAUCACGAGGAGGAAAAGGAACAGUCUUUGUUAGAUAAUUGGUGUGUAACACUGGAACAUGAAACUGGUGAUGAUACUGGUGUGGAUGCUUUCCAAAAGAAAAAGAAAAAAAAGCGGAAAUACAAUGAGAGUGCAGAUGAUCAAACCGAUGUAACUUAUGUCUCAGUAAAUCAGCAGAACUCUGGUAGUUGUCAGGAGGGUGAUGCUGAUUAUGUUUUUUUAAAACAACCUGCUAAGAAGAAAAAAAAAGAAAAAUUGCCUGAAGAGGAUGAGGUAUGUGAGCCGCCUGUCUUAGAAACAGAUGACAAAAAUGACAAUAAAAGGUUGAAAAAGAAGAAGAAGAAAAGACGUAGUUGUACCCAAGAAAUGCAAGAAGACACGGACGUAACCGUUGACCAGUCGCCGUUGUCAUCUCCAGAGAGGAACAGGCAAAGGGAAGAAGACACAGCCUCGCCAUUACCUCCAGAAGAGGAUGAGGUGGCAACACCCCAGACGUGCCCUGAUGAUGGGGACUGUGAUAUUUCUGCCAUGAGUGAAGAUUCUGCGGAUGAACAUGCUAAUUCUUCUAAGACAGCCAAUCGACCUCAAAAAACUCCAGUGCGCACUAGAAAGACAAUAAAAAGCAGUGUUUAUGUCAGGGAAGAAACCUCUUCCGAAUCUGAAGAAAUGACACCAGAACCCUCGGCAUCGAAUACAAAGGACCAGAACAGUUCUUUUGCUGGAAUGGCAGCCUCCGAUGAGCUUAAUCUGGAUGACGAAGACUACCUGGACGCUGUCACAGGUUUAGUUGUGGAUUUGGAGACCGCGAAACAAGAAUUGGAAGAGUUUAUUCCUCAUGUGAGGACCAUGUCAGACAGUUCAGUCAGAAAGAUGGCUGGAAGAGACUUAACGAGGUUUAAACAGUUUAAAAAACAAGGUAUUGCUGUCAAGUUUGGCAGAUUUUCGCAGAAAGAAAAUGAUCAAGUCCGUAAAAAUGUUGAAGAGUUCUUAUCAAUUACCGCAAUAGACAGUGCUGAAAAACUCCUGUUCACCUCGAGGUAUCCAGAAGAAAAAGAAACUAUCAGUCGCCUGAAAGCAGAAUAUCGUUUUUGUGAAAAACUUUCUGAGGGCAUACCGCGACCCUGGAGGCUGAUAUAUUAUCGAGCAAGGAAAAUGUUCGACCCACAUAAUUAUAAGGGGAGGUAUACUGAGGAAGAAAAAGAAAAAUUAAAGAGGUAUCAUGCUCUGCAUGGCAAUGAUUGGAAGAAGAUUUCCGAGAUGAUGUCCCGUUCUAACCUCUCAGUUGCCAUGAAAUACUCCGAAAUCAAGUCAGCUAUUAAUUAUGGUCCUUGGUCAAAGGAAGAGACCCAGAAGUUAAUGCAUGCUGUGGAGGAGGUGUUUAGGAAAAGAAUGGAAGUGGAUGAAAAUUCUCUUUCAUCAUCGGAAAAGUCACAUCGAGAUCUCUCGAUUGACCGAGAGAAACUGUACCAGAAAUUACCAUGGACUGAGAUUGAAGCUAAAGUGGGAACUCGAUAUUGGAGACAAUGUAAACAGAAAUGGACUACGAUUUUGACAAACAAGAUGACCAAAGGGCAACAGCUCUAUAUGGGCGUCAAAGGAUUACAGGCCAAGAUCAAUCUUAUUAAAAGAUUAUAUGAAAUGAAAGUGGAAGAUCCUAAUGAAGUAAACUGGGAAGAACUCAGUAAUACUAUUGGAGAUGUCCCUAGAGGCUAUGUUCAAGCAAAAUUUUAUAAGCUGAAAGUCACCUCUGUCCCUUUUUGGCAAAAAAAGACUUUUUCUGAAAUUGUUGAUUAUCUUUUUGAAGAGAAACUUCCAGAACUUGAAGAAAAGUUAGCAAAAAAGAAGAUGAAACACCUUAGUUCUGACAAUUCAACAGCCACCCAACAGAGGAAGACCUUCCGACUCAGUGACAUUUUUGACACCAGUGAAGAGAGUGAUUAAUUGACUGCCUUAUAAACAAUUCCUACUCUGCAUAAUUAAUUACAAAAUGGAUAUGGUUGAAAGUGGGCGUGGGUCAGCAACUGCAGGUACACAGGCCGUCUGAUGAUGGGAAAAGUGAGGAUAUGCAAGUCUCAUUUCCUCGUUUCAUGCUGAAGAUUGAGAUGAAUACAGUUUUUGUGCCGCCUGUUGUUACUUUAGUUUGGCUUUGGGUUUAGAAGUCUUUUUUUAACCAUCCAAGUUGCUUUCUGACUAUCUCAAAAAUAGCACUUUUCCAUUGUUUUGUUUUCUAAGGAGCUUGAAGCAGCUCUUUAUCCUCUGUGCUUGAACUUGGGUUUAAGAACUUUAAUGAUUUUUUUUUUUAAAUAAAAAAAAAUAGACUCAUGGAAUUGGGGAAAUAGUUUCAAUUUACUUUUAAAUAUCUGCAGUAAAUCUUAAGACAUCUGUAUUGAUGGAAACAGCACAACUGAAUUUUUUUUAACAGCUAUUUUGUUCUUAAAUGCAACUGAUUUUUAUUUUUUAUGUGGACUUGUAUUUUAUCAGCCAUUCUAGAGAAAAUGUAUUCUUGUCUUCUACAAUUACUGGAUUGUAGUGUCAUUUCAUUUUGUAGAGGUUUAACAAGGCCAAAUGCCGGGUCCUGCACUUGGGGCACAACAACCCUAUGCAGCGCUACAUACUGGGGGAAGAAUGGCUGGAGAGCUGCACGGAAGAGAAGGACCUGGGGGUGCUGGUUGACAGCCGACUGAAUAUGAGCCAGCAGUGUGCCCAGGUGGCCAAGAAGGCCAACGGCAUCUUGGCUUGUAUCAGAAAUGGGGUCACCAGCAGGUCCAGGGAGGUUAUUCUCCCUCUGUACUCAGCACUGGUGAGACCGCACCUUGAAUACUGUGUUCAGUUCUGGGCCCCUCACCACAAGAAGGAUGUUGAGACUCUGGAGCGUGUCCAGAGAAGAGCAACAAAGCUGGUGAGGGGGCUGGAGAACAAGUCUUACAGGGAGCGGCUGAGAGAGCUGGGGUUGUUUAGCCUGGAGAAGAGGAGGCUGAGGGGAGACCUUAUUACUCUCUACAACUACCUGAAAGGAGGUUGUGGAGAGGAGGGAGCUGGGCUCUUCUCCCAAGUGACAGAGGACAGGACAAGAGGGAAUGGCCUGAAGCUCCGUCAGGGGAGGUUCAGGUUGGAUAUCAGAAAAAAAUUCUUCACAGAAAGAGUCAUCGGGCACUGGAACAGCUGCCCAGGGAGGGGGUCGAGUCACCUUCCCUGGAGGUGUUUAAGGAACGGGUGGAUGAAGUGCUUAGGGACAUGGUUUAGGGAGUGUUAGGAAUGGUUGGACUCGAUGAUCCAAUGGCUCCUUUCCAACCUUGUGAUUCUGUGAUUCAUGCUAACCAGACCAAUUAGUUUAAAUGUUUUUGUCAGUAUUUGGAAUACAGAGACAAAAUGGACACUGUUUAAAUGUACAUACAUAGAUAUAUUUUUAUUGUGCCAAGAAGAGUUUCUACAUUUUAAUAAGAAAGUUGAGGGCUAAGAUGGAGGUUGUACUGAUGUCAUAUAUUUUUAACUAUCUGCCUAGAGUGAAUAUUUGUAAAUUGACCAAAUAAAAUGUAAAAAAAACCCUAAACAACCUGCAAUCCUACUGUGUGUGUAAAGUACUCAGAUGGCUUGCUUGUAUUUCCUGUAUGCUGCAUUAGAAAGUAAUGCAAGACGUGGUAUCUGACAGACUGGUUUUUGGUGGUCAUUGUCAUAAGUGAGAAUUUCCUUCUUUAGUUUUAUUAAUUGUCAUUGAAAAUGCCAAACUUGGAACAGACCGAAAUAAAGA